Rasamsonia emersonii CBS 393.64 is the source of this 789-nucleotide messenger RNA. RefSeq lists its product as uncharacterized. The transcript has a single exon. Lineage: Eukaryota; Fungi; Ascomycota; Eurotiomycetes; Eurotiales; Trichocomaceae. Gene Ontology annotation, biological process: translation; mitochondrial translational initiation. The coding region runs from base 1 to 789 and encodes 262 amino acids. The record is from RefSeq and is a predicted model, not a curated record. Gene Ontology annotation, molecular function: structural constituent of ribosome. Gene Ontology annotation, cellular component: mitochondrial small ribosomal subunit; ribosome.
AUGGCGGCGCACACCCUGGCUCGGUGUCUCCGUACGACACCGUCCUCCGCUUCUCUGCUGUUCACUCGACCGUCUACUCGUGUUUCCGUGCCUCAAUUGUCGAGUCCCAUCCGUGGACCGGUUUCCCGUCUCCAGUCGACCCGACAUUAUUCUUCGCAGAGCGGCGCUCCGAGCGAGAAGCCUGCAGAGGCAUCUUCAUCUCCUAGCGAACAGACGUCGACCAACAACAACACGCCCACGAACAACACCAACAACAACGCUCAAACUUCUCCUCCCACAAAGUCUAAACCAAACACUACUGCCACCACCGCCUCAAAACCAGACGCCAGCCUGGCCAGCUUCGACCAGAUCUUCAAGAAACUCGAGAUCGGCAAGCGCGAUGUCGCCAAGACGACCAAGGCGAUGCAGGACUCGCAGAACAAGGAGACCCCGACGAGCAGCCGCGAGCCGUUCGAUCCCGCAGGGCUGUCCCGCGCCGUCGGCCUGGCCGCAGAGACGGACAACUACCGGUCGCCGAUUCGGCGGGUCGAGCUGAAGCUGGGGCCGGAGCUGGGACGGCAGGUCAACGUCGAGCCGGACAGGGGCAUCGACGUCGCGACGGCCAUCCGCAACCUGCACAUCAACUGCUCUGCCAACCGCGUGCGCGCCCAGGCCAACGCCCAGCGGUUCCACGUCCGGAGGGGCCAGCGCCGCAAGGACAUCCGGCGCGAGCGCUGGAGGAGGCUGUUCAAGUUCUCGUUUGAUCAGACCGUCGCCAAGGUUCAGCGGAUGAGGGCGCAGGGGUGGUAG